This is a messenger RNA of Schistosoma turkestanicum, 396 nucleotides long. The record is from the annotation of a GenBank genome assembly. Lineage: Eukaryota; Metazoa; Platyhelminthes; Trematoda; Strigeidida; Schistosomatidae.
GUUGAAGUGAUCAAGUUGGAUAAGUUUGUGGAAGCCACAAUAGAUUCUGUUGAUACGGAAGUUCAGAUUUUAGUUGAUAGUGAAGUGGAGAACCGUGAAGAAAUGGUCCCAUUAUCUGAGCUAUCAACACUGAUUGGACAAUUGGUGGAUUCGGAAGUUCUUAUUAAAACCUUACGUAAAGAAAUCAGUAGUCUUACAAAUCAUCAAAUUGAAUUACAACAUGAUUAUGAUACUGUUCACGAGAUGUUAAUGGAACGUGAAAAUGAUCUUACCGGAGUUAACGAACAACUACUAAAAGCAGAGAAUAAAUGUAAAAGUCUCAGUAAUCAAUUGUUACGACGUAAAGAAGCUAUUGUAGAACAAGAUGAAGACUUAUUCCUUCUAAAUGAAGAUAAA